Molecule: messenger RNA, 3360 nt
Organism: Cyprinus carpio (common carp)
Lineage: Eukaryota; Metazoa; Chordata; Actinopteri; Cypriniformes; Cyprinidae
Product: fibronectin type III domain-containing protein 7
Exons: 13
Coding region: 759-3236 (825 amino acids)
Molecular function (GO): protein binding
Source: RefSeq, a predicted model, not a curated record
GAACCAGAAUUAUUUAGUAUAAUUAUACAUACAAAAUAAAUGUUUAAUCAUUACCACCUUAAAAUUACAAAAAGAUAAUUGUGGUGAGAUGUCUCCUUUUAAUUAUUUUUUUCAAAGAAAUGAUUGCAGGGACAGCAUACCUGUGUAACACUUUAGAUUUAUUUAUUUUUUUUACCUAAUCAGUACUAAAACUAACUACACAAAUGUGUAUAAACUAAAUUAUUUACAUUAGACUGUGCAGGCUAUAGAGCAUCCCACAGUCUUCUGUUACACCUUUUUAAUGCAUGUCAUCUUCACUUCUGAUUGGCCAGCUCAUUCUCAUCCCCAGCUCUUAUUGGCCAGCUCUUCUGAGGAGGCAGGGUUAGGUUAAUGUAUCUGAGAUGCCUUUAAGAAAAUCUCCGUAUAGUCAGCCUAAACACAAGAAACAGAAGAGAUUGCAGAGUUUAGAUUUAAAAAGAGAAAUCAGGAUUCAAACAGAGAAAACAGAUGGCAAGCCAUGGAGGAAUCAAGGGGCUGCUGCUUUUGCUUGGAAUAGUCUCACAGGUAGAGUUAUGUCACAUUUUAUUGAUUCACUUUUUAUUUCCCUUUAUUUAGAAAUUAUGUACGCCAUAACAUGCAGCAAAGAACGAUGUGGCAAUAAGGGAAACGAUACUACUUUAAAAUAAAAUAAUCAUUUUCUAUGAUUCUGUCAUGCACUCAUACUUUCCUUUUGAAAUGCAAUGCAGUUAUGAAAACGAUUCGGAAUUAAAAAAAAAAAAAUGUGCAAAUUAUACGAAUGUUUACAAUCUAAUAAAAGUCUUUGUGAAUUGUUUCAUUUACAGGCAUCAGGUACUGCUCAUCUGGAUCAAAUUCACAGCAGCACAAUGACCGUGAGUGUUUUUACGGUGACAUCAAAGAGCACAGUAUUGCGCUGGAGCAAAUAUGAAGGUGCAUUGUCCUACAGAGUAACAGCUUCUCUCAGAAACUCUCAAGUCCCUGUGGUCUUUGCCAGCUUUGGACAAAACACUAUUAUGGGCUCCGUCAAUUCUCUGAAUCCCAACACUGCGUACACCUUUCGUGUCGAGGCCCUGGGCAGCAACAUGAACAUGCUGACAGAUGCUACUGUGGAUGGAUUGACUGCUCCUGAUGUGCCCACCAUUGUGAUGGCCUCCUCUAAAGAAAGCCAGAGCAUCACUGUGGAAUUCCCUACGGUCUCCGGUGCCACUUCCUACAUCCUGCGCACUGAGACAGAUGAUGGAUCAUUCUUCUCAGAGAUCCCAGUACCUGGCUCUCCGGGGACUGUCACCAACCUACAGCCAUACACAGACUACAUUCUCAGUGUCAUGUCCGUCAACAGCGCAGGCAGAAGCCAGCCUUCCCUCCCCGUGGAGGCUAAGACAGUCCUUUCUGCUCCUCUGUUCAACACCAGCUCUCCCAGCAACAGCAGCAUCCUGGUGAAGUGGGAGCCAGUGAAUCACGCUGUCCUCUACAGUCUCAGCAUCAUCAAGGAAGGCUCAUACAGCCGAAGUCCCCUCAACACCACCGAAACUCAGGUUCACCUUCCAGACCUGGAAGCAGGAACCAAAUACUGUAUUAAAGGAAAUGCCUGGAGUCCUGACAACAUUCCCGGAGAUGACUUCACAGUUUGCCAGAUCACACGUUCUCCCACUCCUCAGUCCAUUGAGCUGGUGGUGACAAGCACCCCUGAUGCUGGUAUUGUGGUGUCAUGGGGCCCAUCUAAGGGUGCAGAGCAGUAUGUUGCCAUGAGCUUGACCGGACAGAACUGCUCAUCAUCUAGUAACUCCUGCAUCCUGGUUCCUCUGAGCUGUGGAGAGACAAACACUGUCACAGUGAUCGCUAUCAACCAGGCCGGAAACAGUGCCCCCUCUUACCCAGUACAGAUUAUUUCAUUCCCUUGUCCCCCACAGCCCAUCUGGGUGGAGGAAUUGGUGCCUGGCAACUGUUCUGUGAAGUGGAGCGCUGUCCCUCAAGCAGAGUACUACACCACAUUUAUUAAAAGUGACGAUGGCAUCGAGGGGAUGUGCAACUCGACCAAGCUAUACUGUCAGUUUAACUGCCAGUGCGGAUACUCUUACAUCAUGAGUGUGUUUGCACACAACCAUGCUGGACCCAGUCCCCCAGGACCUCUGCUCAACCACACCACCUUGCCUUGCUGUCCAGCACUCACAACGGUUUCUGCAGCUUCUUGGGAGACACUGAUGAUGGAGUGGUCUCCCGUGCGUGGUGCAGAUCUGUAUGAGACCCGUGCUGUGGAUGCAAAUGAAGUGAUUCUGUGUAAUGACACGGCGCCCAGGUGUGCCCUCUCUGACCUCAAUUGCAACAGUUUGUACAGUGUAGUCGUCAUACCUUGCAACGACAUAAGUGGCUGCAACCUCACCUGCAGUCCACAAACGCAUGAAACAGCUCCAUGCAUGCCAGUGAUCACCGGUGUGAGCCAGAUUAACACAUCCAGUUCUAGUGUGCUGGUUAGCUGGACUUCUGAUAACACAGCUGCCAACUACACCGUCAGUGUGAUUGGCUCAGUGGGUGACAUACACGUCUGUCACUCAAACGGCACCUCCUGUCUGGUGUCCAACCUGCCCUGUGGGUCCGUCUAUGAAGUCAGUACCAUCGCAUCAACUUCAGCUGGAGAGAGCAUUCCCAGUUUCACCAUUCCCCUGGAAACAGCACCUUGCUGUCCAGACAAUCUCACGGUGAGCCAUGUGACCCAGGCUAUGACAAAUGUGACCUGGUCGCCCGCUAUCGGCGCCCAGACCUACAUUGCCUCUCUGUCUUCACCACGCGGCCAUGCGCAGUGUCACACUAUGGAAACAGAAUGUGUGAUGGGAUGCAUCACUUGUGGCAAUAACUAUACGGUCUCACUGGAAGCCAUCAGUCGCACCGGGCACAAGGCGGAGUGCACCUAUCACGGAUUCUCUGCCAGUGACUGCUGUCCCUCAGGCAUCCGUCUCUAUAGAGGAAGCAAUAACACGCUGAUUGUGCGCUGGAGGUCCAGCAGUGCCCUCUCCCAAUACACAGCAGAAGUCACCGGAAGCAGCAAGACUCACGCGUGCAGCCCAGAGCCCGGCAUCUACACAUGCACAGUGUCAGAGAUCGUGUGCGGUCAGGUCUACACAGUGGUCGUCGCCCCACUGAAACCAGACGGAAGCAAGGUCCAGUUCUGUAACAGCAGGCUGUAUUCAGUCACAUGUGUGGGCAGCAAUGUUGGACUCGUACUCUAUCAAGGAAAAAGAUAAUGAUGGGAUGGAUGUCCUUCAAACACUGAGCUUCUGGUAACAUUGGACAACUGGAUCCUUCAAAAAAAAAAAAAAAAAGUCCCCAAACCAGGAAAGAAAAUGAAUGCUUUACAACUAAAUCAUU